[Torrubiella] hemipterigena is the source of this 297-nucleotide messenger RNA. NCBI's taxonomy places the organism in Eukaryota, Fungi, Ascomycota, Sordariomycetes, Hypocreales, Clavicipitaceae. The record is from the annotation of a GenBank genome assembly.
AUGGCUGUACUAACAGACAACGUGCCCGUAGCCCACUGGAAGAAUUCAAACGACUUUGUGCCGAUAUACAACCUUGAUCAACCUACUGCGAAGCGAAGCGAAGAGCCCAGACUCCGCCUAACCACAGCACAGCAAGCAGAGACUGCAGCUAAAAAGGAAAAAAAGGAAAAAGAAACAUACAUACCCUCGGAGGGAAAGAAAAAGCGUCAAGGAACCCCGUUUGCUUCCAUUCCAGAAGCAAUCUCAUCGCAUACGCCUCACAAGACACGCUCCCCGGCGCAUUCUUGUCUUGCCUAA